AUGCUCUCAUUUGACCAAAUCCCAGAUGAAAUCAUCCACCAAAUACUACAUUACAUCUCACCAGAAGACAACUUAGUCUCAGUGAGCCCCCUGUCGAAACGCCUGAGCCGGCUUUCCAACGAGCCGAUUUUGUGGCGAUACUACUGUUUGCACGCCUUCAAGUUCUGGCAUCCUAGUCACAAGUUCAAUGAGAAACUCGACGAGCCUGCGUCCAGCGUUCUAUGGAAGCAGUUAUUUCUAUUCCGCAAGAGAAGAGACGCCAAGGCUGCAAGCCAGUUCAGUGGAAUAUUGGCCACCAAACAUGGCCGAGUAAGGAAUUUUGAAGAUAUCUGUUUGCUUGGUCUUGACGCCAAGGACUUUCUCUUGGAUCAGGCCCAGACCCCAGAUCAUGUCGAAGAUGUCCUGGCCAGAAGGUAUUUCAGUAAUGCCAUUCUCGCCAGUAUGCGCCGCGGGACCGCCAUUCAAAUUUGGGACGACCUUCGCAGUGAUGAGGCACACGAAGCCUGGAUACCCAACCAAGUUCCGAAAGUUGUGCCCAGAAGGCUAGAGCGCGCGCUUGCUGCUUUUGACAUGUUUGUCAUACAGGGCGACGUGGGUGAUAUAGAUCACGUUUCCAGGCUUCUUGACAAACUCGCAGCCGACUUCCGGAACAGUCACCCCGAGUUCGAUGGGCUUUGCGUUCGGGAAAGGGCAUUGACUCUGAAUCGUUGGGUCAGAUCCAACAAUCUCACCGGUAUGGUCGACCCUGAGACCAACUAUCGCAACCUACGGAACUGUCUCCUUGGUCAUGCGCUGCGAAAUCCGGCUCAUCAGUCGCUUCCAAUGGUUUCAGCGGCGAUUUUCUGCUGCGUCGGCGAGAGGCUGGGAUUGAACGCCCACUGCUGUGCCCUACCAGGUCAUGUGCUUGCGAUGGUCUUUGCGACGCCAGAAGUCACAUUGGAUGGCUCCAGAGUCACGGAUCCAUCAAGACAACUUGAGAGGAUGUACUUGGAUCCAUACGGUGGCGAUGAAGAGUUCAAUAAGGAGACACUACGGCAGUUCAUUGCCCAGGUCGGGUGGCAUAGUCUAGAUGUCGAAGCAAUGGCCCCGGCCGCCGUAUCAACCAUGAUUGGGCGCCUCGCACACAAUAUACGGCAUACCAACCUCGUUUACACGUCUCAGGACGUGUCUAUAGAGAGAUUGGCUGGACUCGAGGCUGGGACCGCUCUCCAGAACCUUGAGUUAUCCGUCUACGCCGCCGCCUGGGCAACAACUCUCCUGGACCCGGAUGCUUUCGUCGAUGUGACAUCGCAUUUCGCCCUACGAUUCAACUCACUGCGCUUUGAUGACGCCUGGAUUGUGGAAAAGAUUUAUACUACCCGGCCUCAACCGCAUGGCGAUGUGUUUCUUGCUGCUCCGAAUCCAGAAUACAUCCUUCGCCUCAUUCGCCGGGCAGAUGAGAAGCAACCUGUGAUUCGUGACUCACAGACGAACCUGGAGUAUAAGAUUGGCAAUGUUGUCCGGCAUGGCAGAUACGGCUUUGUUGGGGUUGUGACCGGCGGGGAGACGGCUCCUCAAGGAUCGUUCCUGUACUACAGGCUAUUGACUCCUCCAAACAUGCAAGGGACCUUUUCUUUGGUCAAGGCCUCAAGCCUCGAACUCGUGCGCGACCCUGAAGAGGCAGAAGCAGCCUUGUUCCCCGACACUGGAUUAUUCUUUAGGCGAUUCGAUAGAGAAAGGUGCACAUUAAUCCCUUCCAACGACGAGGUGGUCUAUACGCCAGUGUAA
Messenger RNA from Colletotrichum phormii, 1767 nucleotides. Its product is annotated as F-box domain-containing protein. Gene Ontology annotation, molecular function: protein binding; DNA binding. The record is from RefSeq and is a predicted model, not a curated record. NCBI's taxonomy places the organism in Eukaryota, Fungi, Ascomycota, Sordariomycetes, Glomerellales, Glomerellaceae. The transcript has 4 exons. The coding region runs from base 1 to 1767 and encodes 588 amino acids.